Centropristis striata (black sea bass) is the source of this 3276-nucleotide messenger RNA. It is a transcript of the gene srsf4, whose product is annotated as serine and arginine rich splicing factor 4. Gene Ontology annotation, molecular function: mRNA binding. Gene Ontology annotation, biological process: alternative mRNA splicing, via spliceosome; mRNA splice site recognition. The coding region runs from base 1631 to 2854 and encodes 407 amino acids. Lineage: Eukaryota; Metazoa; Chordata; Actinopteri; Perciformes; Serranidae. The record is from RefSeq and is a predicted model, not a curated record. Gene Ontology annotation, cellular component: ribonucleoprotein complex; cytoplasm; nucleus. The transcript is spliced from 6 exons.
AUGUUCGUUUGUACACUUUGUACCGUUGAUGGUGAAGAUAACGUGCGGACGGUCCGGGCCUCGUUGAUCGGAGCGGCCUGCUAAUGCUACAUAGCUAGCACCGUAAAUAUUCAACAAUACAAUCUGUCGCGGUUGUGAUCUAUGCGAAGAUCUUGGUUUUGCUUGUGAAGCUCUUGUUUUUUCUCGACGCCGUGUUAAAAUAAAUGCUGGUGUUUGUGAGCCGCAGCGUGACGUUUUCCUGUCUCGAUGGCGGCUAACUAGCCAGCUAAGGUUAGACGUGGCAAUGUCACAGGCGGCUACACGCGUUUUUACCUUUAGAUCGGAUCCACCGUAUUUAUUAGAAACAAUAACAAUAUAGUUCAGCUACAAGCAUGCAUUAAGUUUAAGUUGUCUUCCGGUUUGCUUCAACAUGUGGCCAGGGGUGUGUAGAGGUAAUUUAGUCUCAUCGUGCAAGUUACUUCCUUUAUUCGUGUUUUCCGCGGCUGCAAAGGACGAUAAGUUUCAUCAUCGAUUGGUCGUUUGGGCUAAUAAUUGUGAGGACAAAAGGUAACUGCACCACAAAACCAUAAAAAGGUGAAUAUAUUCAAGCUGCGUGUUUUGCCUAACCACCAGUCCAUAUUAAGGAUUCAGUUUACGUAAUAGAGGACAAAGAAGCUGCAUAUAUUCAUAUUUAAGGAAGUGGAUAUGGUGAUUUUGUGGUUGUUGUAGUCGCUGCUCAAAAAAUGGCCUCUUCAAUUUAUACAGUUGUGUACUGAGUAAUUAACUGACAUUUUAGAUUUCGAGAAGACACGUUUUUUAUUGAUGUAAAAAUGCCAUUUUGAUGAAAGUAUUGUGGUGCUGCAGAUAUUUGCAGCCUACAGGUUAUAUUCUACAGAUUUAAGGAAAUAAGUCUUAAGUUUCAGUUACAAACCCAUCAUUCUUGUUUAAAUCGUCUUGCAGUUGGCUUCAACAUGUGGCCAGGGGUGUGUAGAGAUAAUUUAAUAUUCAGCAAGGGCUGGAGCAAGUCUCUCAACGUGCAGGUUACUUCCUCUUUUAGUGUUAUCCACUGCUGCAAUGGAGGAUUAUUUUCAUCAUAGAUUAAUGGCUUGGUUUUUUUAUAAAAUAUGUAUGAAAAAUAGCCAAGGCUCCACAAGCCAAUGUUGAAAAUACUGAAGCUGCAUGUUUUGUCUUGUCCAAGUUCGUUUUCAGUUUACAUAAUAGAAGAAGAGGAUGAAGGAAAUAAACUGCAUGUAUUCAUAUUUGAAAAUGCGGAACUGAUGACUUGUUUUUUUGCUAAAUAAUGACCAAAUUCCUUAAAUAUCAAAUUUGUGCUGAUUAAUUUCUUGAUGCCUAACUAGUCUUUAAAUGUCUCGUCAUUAUCAAGCAUGCAAUAUCCAAACUGCAGACACAAUAUUGUUCAGGGUAUAAUGUGUGAGAUAUGCAGCCUCCAUUAUACUCUAUAAAUUAAGGGGAAAUAAACAUUUCUUGACACAGAUCCUCGUAAAAAAAAUACCACCAUUAUCAUUUUUAUGAUCACAAAAUCAUCGGUUUAGGAGUUGUAAUGAUGCAAGAGCUGUACAUUGGUAUCAUAUUUCUGUUGCACUGAAACUUGAACCCACAUACAUAGUUUUUAGGAAGUGCGACAUAGCCUAUGACAAACUUUUUUUCCCCUGACUAUGUCGGGGUGGUUCACUGUGUACAGUUCUGUUGUAAAGAUCAUCGAAAUCCUUUGUUGCAACUCUGUGUUAAAACAUGUUUUCUGUUGUAUAGAUAUGGGUUUGUUGAAUUUGAUGACCCCCGUGAUGCUGAUGAUGCUGUGUAUGACUUGAACGGCAAGGAGUUGUGUGGGGAAAGGGUCAUUGUGGAGCACACCAAGGGACCCCGUCGUGAUGGAGGUUACGGUGGAGGAAGAAAAAUGUCGUCUGACUCAGGGGAAAAUGGAAGCAGGCAACAACAAAAAGGUGGAUAUGGGCGCUGGGGAAGAGACAGAUAUGGUCCACCUAUAAGGACAGAUUAUCGGCUCAUUGUUGAGAAUCUUUCCAGCCGCUGCAGCUGGCAGGACUUGAAGGACUACAUGAGGCAGGCAGGGGAGGUGACUUACGCUGACACCCACAAAGGCCGGAGGAACGAGGGGGUGAUCGAGUUCAGGCUCUACUCCGACAUGAAGAGGGCUCUGGAGAAGCUCGAUGGCACAGAAGUGAACGGCAGGAAGAUCCGGCUCAUCGAGGACCGCCCUGGAGCCAGACGCCGGCGCUCUUAUUCUCGCAGUCGCAGCCAUUCCAGGUCCCGAUCCAGGAGCCGCAGGUCUCGCAAGAGCCGCAGCCGCAGUGAGAGCAGCAGCCGAAGCCGCUCCCACUCCAGAGCGGCGUCCCGCUCCCGCAGCCGAUCUCGUAGCAAGAAGAAUAAGCUCAAGGUCAAGAAGGAGGAAGAAGAGCGCAGCAACGGCGCUCAGAAGAAUAAAGACCGCAGCAGGAGCCGCAGCCCCAAGAGCCGCAGCCCUAAGAGCCGAAGCCCCAAGAGCAAAAAGAUCAAGAAAGACGGGAGGAAGAACAAGAAGGACGAGUCCCGGUCCAGAUCUCGCUCUCAUUCCAGGUCUCGUUCCAGAUCGGGCAUCAAGGAUCGCUCCAGGAAGUCCAGCUCAAAGGGCUGCGAGCAGCCCAAGAGCGACGACGAGGGCGGCGAGCCUGAGAGGGGCUCUCACUCCCGUUCACACUCACCCAUGGAAUCCAGAGCCAGGUCUAAAUCAAAGUCCAAAUCUAAAUCCCGUUCCCCUUCCCCCGCCAAAGCCCGCUCCCGCUCCCGAUCCGCCUCCCGUUCAGAGUCCCGCUCCAAAUCCCGCUCCCAGUCUCGUUCUCGCUCCCGUUCCCGCUCUUAGUUCAGAUUUUGGACUGUUUGUCACAAGCCCUUAUCCCCGCGUCUCCCCCUGCCCUCCGUUUACAUUCCCCGAACCCAGAAAAACAGCAACACUACCCCUGCCUCCUGUCUUUUGAUAAAUAGCUGUAGAAUACCAGGCACUCGUGCUCGAUGUCUUUUAUGCGCACGCAACUCCAUUUCAUUUGACUUUUUUCCUCGACAUAUUUUUUCAUUAGAGCUGUCUCGUACGGGGGUGUUUGUAAAUUAACAGGGUGCAAUCUCAGUUUUAUAAGUUUAAAUGAUGGUAUGUGUCUUAGCCUUUUUUUAAAAAUCAAAAUGUAGAAGCAUACUGUUUGGUCAGGGUGGGAACAUGUUUUAACAUCUCCACCUUUUGUGAAAUCCUUGUAUCGUUUUAUUUCAGAUUAAAAAAAAAUGCCUGUUCUA